This is a messenger RNA of Clunio marinus, 1079 nucleotides long. The record is from the annotation of a GenBank genome assembly. Lineage: Eukaryota; Metazoa; Arthropoda; Insecta; Diptera; Chironomidae.
AAUUUUUGAAGUUGAGUUGAAAUGGAUCUUAAAGUUCUGCUUUUGUUAUUCGGUCUUUUGACUGUUGCAACAUGUCAAGAUUGGUGUACCAUGCAAGGAUGUGCCACCAACAGCCACAUCGCUUGUAACCACAAUGGCCAAUUUCAUUCGAGAUGUAUUAGUCCUAGAGCAAUUACGUUUAGUGCUGCUCAAAGAAACCUUAUUCUCGAUACAUUCAACCGAAAUAGAAAUCAAAUAGCUGCAGGAGGUUUUCGCGUAUUUUUGCCAGCACGACGAAUGGCUAGAGUUACAUGGAAUGAUCAAUUGGCAUGGCUUGCAAGUUUGAAUGUCAGAUCAUGUCAAAUGCAAUUUCACUCGAGAUGUGUUAAUCCUAGAGAACUCUCAUUAACAUCUACUCAAAAAAACCUCAUUCUUGAUACGUUCAACCAAAAAAGAAAUCAAAUAGCUGCAGGAGGCUUUGGCGUAUUUUUGCCAGCAAAAAGAAUGGCUAGAGUUACAUGGAAUGAUCAAUUGGCAUGGCUUGCAAGUUUGAAUGUCAGAUCAUGUCAAAUGGCACACGACUCUUGCCGCAACACCCCUGAUUUCCGUUGGGCUGGUCAAAAUUUGGGGGCGUUUGCUAGAACUGGAAGUUUCCACACAACAGAAGAUGUUAUCAACACAGUCAUCAAAAUGUGGUCUGAUGAAUAUCAAUAUACACUUAUGUCUGAUAUAAACAAAUUCGAAUCGGGGGCACCAAGGGGACAAGUUAUUGGUCAUUUCACUGCAAUGGUAACUGACCGAACAACACAGAUUGGUUGUGCCAUUUCUCAAUAUGAGACUGUUAGUGGAUCUACCCGAUGGUUAUAUUCCUUGAUGGCAUGCAAUUUCGCUAAUACCAAUAUUUUGAGUUGUCCCGUGUAUAGAUCAGGCACAAGAGCUCAAGAAUGUACCCUUGGAGCUGACCCUCAAUUCCCAGGAUUGUGUCGUGCCAAUGAACCGAUUGAUCCAAAUCAAUUAAUUUGUUAGAUAUCAUGAUUAGACAUUUCAGUUCAUGAACACUUCUGGAAAAAUUAUAAAAACAUGAUUAUUUCACAUCAAAA